AUGUCUGCUUCUUUCAAAGGCCAUACAGUCGUUGUUACCGGUGCUGGCGGAGGACUUGGAAAGGCGUACUCACUCCUUUUUGCUUCUCGAGGCGCCAAUGUCGUCGUGAACGAUUUCAACGCUGCCGCUGCGCAGAAGGUUGUCGAUGAGAUUGUCGCCGUCACUGAUCUCGGGUCUUUAGCUGGAGGCAAGGCCGUUGCCAACACUUCGUCUGUGUCAGAUGGAGCCGCCAUUAUCAAGAGCGCCGUAGACGCGUUCGGAACCGUCACUAUUCUCAUUAACAACGCCGGUAUCCUGAGAGACAAGGGAUUCAAGAACAUGUCUGACAAGGAAUGGGAUCAGAUUACCGAGGUCCACCUGAAGGGUGCUUUCGCGUGCACUAAAGCUGCCUGGCCCCUCUUCCGCAAGCAAAAGUUUGGCCGUGUCAUCAACACCGCUAGCGCUGCUGGUUUGUACGGCAAUUUCGGCCAGGCGAACUAUAGCGCGGCCAAGAUGGCGCUGGUUGCAUUCACCAAAACGCUCGCUCGUGAAGGUGCUAAAUAUAACAUCAAAUCUACUGUCAUUGCUCCUAUGGCCGCUUCAGCCAUGACCGAAACCAUCAUGCCUCCUGAAAUGUUGGCUAAUCUUAGCCCUGAUUAUGUUGCACCUUUCGUUGCUGCUAUUUCCCACCCUGACGGACCCGAUGCUUCCGGCAAAAUAUUCGAGGUCGGGGCUGGCUUCAUUGCUGAAGUGCGAUGGGAGAGGAGCAACGGUGCUAUCUUCAAGACUGAUGAUAGCUUUACUCCUUCAGCUGUGAAAGCCAAAUGGGACGAAGGUAAACUAGAGGCCGCGAAGAAACUCCCUCCUAACGUUCAGGCAUCUCCUGCCGUUCGUUUCGAUGGACAGACUGUCAUCAUCACUGGAGCUGGAGCUGGUCUGGGACGUGCAUAUGCUCUGAUGUAUGCCAAGCUUGGUGCCAACGUUGUUGUCAACGAUGUCAACGCCAACGCAGCUGGCGCUGUCGUUGAUGAAAUUGUCAAGGCCGGUGGAAAGGCCGCUGCCGCCGUGUGCUCUGUUGAAGAUGCCGAGAAGAUUGUGCAGGUCGCCUUGGAGAAGUUUGGAUCUGUCCAUGUUCUCAUUGCCAACGCCGGUAUUUUGCGCGACAAGUCUUUCCAAGCUAUGACUGAGCAAGAGUGGGACAUCGUUCUUGCCGUCCAUCUUCGGUCCGUGCUUAAAUAUUCAACUGCAAAAGCCGGAAUCACUGGUCUUACCCGCACUCUGGCAAUUGAGGGCAAGAAGUAUAACAUUCUGGCCAACGCAAUUGCUCCCUCUGCUGGUACUGCCAUGACCAGCACUAUCUGGCCCCAAGAUAUGGUUGAUGCUUUCAAGGUUGACGGCGACCUGCUCAUAGACAAUGAAUCAACAACCGGAGACUUGUUUGAAAUCCUUGGUGGAUGGGCAGCUCAGACACGUUGGCAGAGAUCUGGUGGAUAUGGUUUCCCUACAAACAAGCCAUAUACCAUCGAAGAUGUCUUCGCGAAGUGGAGUAAUAUCACCAACUUCGAUGAUGGUCGCGCAACUAAUCCAUCAUCUACACAAGAAGCUAUUCAACAGCUUGUGGAGAACUUUGGGAACAAGGGCGACGCUGUCAAGGCGAAACUGUAA
Psilocybe cubensis is the source of this 1644-nucleotide messenger RNA. RefSeq lists its product as uncharacterized. NCBI's taxonomy places the organism in Eukaryota, Fungi, Basidiomycota, Agaricomycetes, Agaricales, Agrocybaceae. Gene Ontology annotation, molecular function: oxidoreductase activity. The record is from RefSeq and is a predicted model, not a curated record. The coding region runs from base 1 to 1644 and encodes 547 amino acids. The transcript has 15 exons.